This is a messenger RNA of Saccoglossus kowalevskii, 882 nucleotides long. Its product is annotated as protein FAM78B-like. NCBI's taxonomy places the organism in Eukaryota, Metazoa, Hemichordata, Enteropneusta, Harrimaniidae. The record is from RefSeq and is a predicted model, not a curated record.
CUUCCGUUUAUCGCCGUUCCUUCUCUAUAAUUUACAGCGGCAGUUGACAGGCCAUGUCCAGAAGCCAUGGGCUGUAUUCUCGCCAAGAAGACACAAUCCUUGGAAAAUGGUAUCAAAGUAUACGAACUUUACACGACGAUCGACCGCACGCCGACUGUCAUCGAUGAGUAUUCACCGACGGUGCUGAAAUACAGAACGCCACAUUUCCGCGCCUCGGCGAAAGUGCGUUUUCCACCUAUCUGGGGCAGCGAGGUGUGGCAAGUGGGCUGGGUACAGGUGUGUACCGAUAUGAACUUCAUCAACACCUACGGGGAAUACGGAUAUGCAAGCUGGGAAAUCCCCGUUCUUAAAUACAAGACCAGUUUAAACAGCACAACUUGUAUCAGCGACUCCGAUGGCAGGAGUUAUCCAUGGUACGGGGCUACAUCGGAAGUGGCGACAAUAGAAGGUCCGACAUCUGGAUAUUCGAACUUAUAUUUACGUAUGAACGACAACUUCCACCCUACCAUUACGUGGGAUAUUCCAGUGAGUGGCUCGACGCACGCCAAGUUGACUAACGUCACGCGCGAUCAAAGCUUUACUGUGUGGCUUUUAGCCUUUAAUCGCACGACGGGGAAGAAGAUCGUGCUGAAAACAAUUCGAUGGCGAAUGCAGCUGGAAAUCGCGGUGGACCCUAAAAAGCCACUGAAAGAGCGCACGCGGUUAGCGAGUCGCGUCGAACAGCAUCGUCCCGAGGUGUUAAAACUGGAUGAGAACGUCCCAGACGCUGCGUUUCAUGGCCCAAACGCUAACGAAGCGCAGAUGCUCGCCUGGUACCCAAAAGACGACGCCAACCCAGUGAUGAUUGUGCCACCGAAGCAUAAGAUGAAAAUGGGUAAUUAG